CCCUGCCUUCCCGUCGCCAGCUGGGAGGUUUCAGGAUUCGGGAAGUGCUACCCACAUAGGAUGGGCCAGGGCUCCCAGACCAAGUCUUAAAAACUGAGGGGCCUUUUCUGUUCACAGCGCGUUUCUCUGUCCUGGAGGCCGCCAGCUGCCCCCCCGGCUGCUCACAACAGUACUGUGUAAACCAGCAGGGUUCUGGGAGCACAGGGGCGCCAGGCCAGCCCCCCUCCCCAGGGUCGGGUGGGGCUUCCCCACGCGUGCCCUCCUGGCCCCCAGUCACCUCCCAGGAGAGGCAGGCUCCCUGGGAAGGCAGGGCCCAGCAGGGCUCGUCGGCAGGGACAUUUUAAUGUUGACCUAAUGACCGACUCUCUACGUGGCUUCACGGCUGCGUCCCCGGGGGCCCCACCACAUGGGCUGCAGAGCCACGGGCACGCCCCUGGGUGUGACUGUCGCCAGGCUGGGGCUCUGGAGUCUGCCUCUAGGCCACAGCCCAGAGCACGAACCCAGCUCUGGCUAGCCCCUGCCACCCCCCUGCUACCCUGCUAGCGAGGUGUGUGCUGGGGGGCUGCAGGAGGGCCGCCCCUCCUCCAGUGGUCACAGCCCAGGUCGAGCCCUCCCGGCCGCACCAGCUCCAGGCCCUCAAGCCAAACAGCCAGGAAAAGCAGACAUGCUUCUAGAAAAAGCAGUCACCUCAGACGGGACGUGCCAUGUUUCCCGGUACCGUUUGCAUUUUGCGUAACUUGGCUAAGCAAACUUUCAAAGUUCCAGUACGAGAGCUCCCAAGGUCACUGGCUGGGCAGUUGCGUAAACAGGAGAUCUGCACGUUUGCAAAAAUCAAUGCGAACGGGCUUCCCAGAAACGGUCAAGCCAGAGGGUCUGUUUCUGCGCGUCCCGCCUUGACCUCCUCAAAGGGAACCGUCCCGCAGAGAAGGCCUCGGACGGCCAGGCCCUGCGUGCUGGGGACGGGGGUCUCUGUCCAGAGCAAACCUGGAUGGGCUGUCAGCCCACAGGUUGCCUGGGGUCCGGAGAGAUCUCUGGGGGAGCCCUCCUUCCCACCAGGCUGGCAUCUCUCACCAGCGGGGCCGAGCCCACAGGUCAGAGAGCAAGGGCAGCUGGGCACCUGGGAGUGGAGGGCAGAGGGGUCCCCACCGCCCGAGGCGCUGAACCUUCCCCUUUGGGAAACAGAGCUGGACUCAGUGAGGUUCCAGAGGGAAUUUGGGCAGCGUGGUAGGGAGGCCUGUUGUCUUGUUCGCACAAUGCUGGUUCCGGGCCCUGGGACCAUGUGCCUCAAAGCUCGUCUCCAGGUGGACCUGAACCAGGCCUGUGCCCUAUGGGCACAGUCGGUCCCGCUCCACUGCAUGUCCCCUAGAAAGUCUCCUCCGGGGACAGACGUGAGCAGGGAGCCGACCGUGAGGAACCACGGGGGGCGGUGGUGGUCAGGGUCUGACUGUCCCUCCCGAGAGUGAGGGACUGCGCAUCGGCACCCGCGGUCCCUGAGGGGCAGGGUGAAGACACGCCUGGGACAGAGCCGCGUUUGGAGCGGGGAGGGCAGAGCGGCUGUAUGGUGGCCGGGUGGCAGGGGGAGGGGGCGGGCUUAGAGAGCCGGAGACCUGCAGACACAGGGUCCCUGGAGGCCUCCGCCCGCUGCAGGUGCAGCCCCCGGCCCUUGGGGCUGGAGGGUGAUGUUUCCAUUCUAGAAUGAUCCUCACUACAGCCACCAUGAGACCCUGAUGGAGGUACCAGAGCCCUGGGGAAAGUCAUCCCGAGCAUCGAACUUGAAUUACAAACAGGACGGGGUAGCUCAGCAUCAGGAGAGCCCGGGGCGCAUCACCGAGUGGGGGUGUGUCCUCACCGACGAUGCGGACGGGAAGCAGGGCUCCUGACAAGAACGGGGUUCAGCCCUGGUCGCCAAGGUGCCCACGUCAGAAAGAACAAAACAGCUGGGAAAAACACACUACACGAGCCUCCGAAGGAAACCAAGAGGAUGCGGGGGGAGAGGGCACCGUGCGGGUGCUCCGUCAGGGGCCCCUUAACAGGAGGGAAGCCCGGUGUGCGGGCUGCCGGCGGAGGGAGGGAGAGAGACAGACAGAGACACAGAGCCAGAGACAGAGAGUCAGAGACUGAGAGGGACAGAGGCAGAGCGCCCCCGGGGGGCCCCGUGCUGACCCGCUCGGUGAGGGGGGAUGAGUUUGCUGUCCUCUCAGACGGAGGUCAGAGUAUCUACCCCCUCGUGGCGCUGAGCGAGGCUCUUCCCGAGCGCCCCCCAGGCCCGCUUCCCCGUGGCACUUGGUGCCCCAGGAGAGCUGGUCUCACCGGGAGGUGCUGGGCUCCCCAGCCCUUCACAGGAGCCCCGCUGGCCCGGCCUGGUGGGCGCCCGCCCUCGAGGGUCUGCCUUAACCCCCACCCCGCCCCGGGCAGGGGGUCGCUGCCCGGCUCUGUUCGGGUUACCCCCCCACAGGGAGCCUCUGUGACCGGCUUGUCCAAGGCGGCCCACCGCGCUGUGCCGCCUUAUCUGCUCGGCUUUCCGGGUCGGCGAAACGUGCCACUGUGUCUCCCCGUCCCCGCGGCCCAGGCCCGGUUCCCGACCCCCGACCUCCGACCUCCGACCUCCUCCCGAGGAGCCGCCCCAGCUCCGUCCCGGCCGGCCUCGGCCUUUCAUUUCUCUGUCUUGCCCUCUCUUCGCCUUAAACGGAAAAAGACAGGUCUGAAGCCUCUAGGACACCGAAUUGCCCGCUGGCCUCCGCGGGCGGCCUUUCUCUGCGGGGCUGCUUUCCCGUCCGCACCCGCUCCGAGCCGAGCCGGGCGGGGCUCCGGCCGCGGGCUGAGCAUGGCCGGCCGCGGGCCGCCGCUCGCCCUCCUCGCCCUCCUCGCCCUCCUCGCGCCGCGCGGCGCCCAGCCCGCAGUGUUUCUUCCCACCUCAAAGGCAAAUGAAAUUCUGGUGAGACGGAAACGAGCCAGCUCCUACCUUUUGGAAGAGCUCUUUGAGGGAAAUUUAGAAAAGGAAUGUUAUGAAGAAAUCUGUGUCUAUGAGGAAGCACGAGAAGUAUUUGAAAAUGACGCAUCCACUGAUGAAUUUUGGAAGACGUAUCUGGGCGGCUCCCCGUGCGUCUCCCGGCCCUGCCUCAACAAUGGGUCCUGCCAGGACAGCAUCCGCGGCUACACCUGCACCUGCGCCCCGGGCUACGACGGCCGGGACUGCGCCUUCGCUAAAAAUGAAUGUCACCCUUUGAGGACGGAUGGGUGUCAGCACUCCUGCCACCCGGGGCCGGGGUCUUACACGUGCAGCUGUGCGAAGGGGCAUAAGCUGGGCCAGGACCACAAAUCCUGCAUCCCCCACGACAGGUGUGCGUGCGGAGCCCUCAUCUCUGAGGGCCUCCUGACGUCACAGGGAUGCGAGCAGGACCCUCCGACUUUCCCGUGGCAGGUAAAACUAACAAAUUCUGAAGGAGAAGACUUCUGUGGAGGUGUUUUAAUACAGGACAAUUUUGUACUGACAACAGCAAAAUGUUCACUCUUGCACAGAAACAUUAGUGUGAAAACAAGUUCCCGCUGCCGGGCGCGCGAGGCCCCGCCGGCGGUGGAGGUGAAGGGCGUCCACGUGCACACGAGAUUCGAGGCGGACACGGCGGACAAUGACGUGGCCCUGUUGGAGCUGGCGCGGCCCGUGCGCUGCCCCGACGCCGGGCGGCCCGUCUGCACUGCCGAGGCCGACUUCGCCGAGCGCGUCCUCCUCCCGCGGCCGGGCGUGCUGGGCGGCUGGACCCUCCGUGGCCCCGAGCUGGAGCCCGCGCGGCUGCUGGUCACGCACGUGGACCCCGGGGAGUGCGGCCGGGCCCUCAACACCACGGUGACCACGCGGACGGUCUGCGAGCGGGGCGCGGCGGCCGGGUCCGCGCGGUGGGCGGCGGGCGGCGCGGUGGCCCGGGAGCACCGCGGCGCCUGGUUCCUCACCGGCCUCUUGAGCGCCGCGCCCCGCGAGGGCCCCGGGCCGCUCCUGCUCAUCAAGGUCCCCCGAUACGCGCUCUGGCUCCGGCGAGUCACGCAGCAGCCGAGCUCCGCCAGCCGGAGAGGCGACCACGGUCACAGAGGCGACGAGGAGCCGGUCCUGGGGUGACAGAGCCCUCAGCCCCUCCCCCAGGACCCCUCGUCCGAGCAGAACCCCGGGGAGGAGGGGGGAGGGCGCGCGUCCAGCAAUAAAAGCAGAGCUGCCGGCA
Molecule: messenger RNA, 4211 nt
Organism: Delphinapterus leucas (beluga whale)
Lineage: Eukaryota; Metazoa; Chordata; Mammalia; Artiodactyla; Monodontidae
Source: RefSeq, a predicted model, not a curated record